Molecule: messenger RNA, 807 nt
Organism: Lachancea mirantina
Lineage: Eukaryota; Fungi; Ascomycota; Saccharomycetes; Saccharomycetales; Saccharomycetaceae
Source: the annotation of a GenBank genome assembly
AUGAACGCAUUGGUAGCGCGGAUUUUCAAAGUUCAAGCGCGAAACGCGUCUCAACACGCACGUUUGGUUGCUCCCAGUGUGGUUAAAACGCCGGUAACGGUUGCGCCGGCGAUCAAUCAUUCGCCAGAAGAAGCCUUGAAACGGAAAAGAUUACCCAACAGAUGUGGUGCAUUGACCGUCAAGAGAGGAAUGAUGCCCUAUUUCGAUGAAACCAGUGGGAUGCGUGUAGCUGCUACGGUUUUAGAAUUGAAUAACGUUGAAGUGAUGAUGCAUAGAACUGCACAAGAAAAUGGAUAUUUUGCUUGUCAAGUUGGAUACGGAGCCAAGGCUCCCCACAAAGUUUCACGCCAAAUGUUGGGUCACUUUGCGUCUAAAUUGGUCAAUCCCAAGGAAAAAGUCGUUGAAUUUAGAGUCAAGACUGCCAAAGGCUUAUUGCCCGUUGGAACGCUGAUAAAACCUUCUUUUUUCCAACCAGGUCAAUUCGUGGAUCUCAGGUCGAUAUCUAAGGGUAAAGGUUUUGCUGGUGUCAUGAAACGGCACAAUUUCAAAGGUUUGAAAGCAUCGCACGGUGUUUCCAUUAUGCACAGACACGGUGGUUCUUACGGUCAAAAUCAAACUCCAGGUAGAGUUCUGCCCGGUAAAAAAAUGCCCGGUCAUAUGGGGGUGCAACAAGUCACCAUUCAAAACUCUAAAAUUCUCAAAAUUGACGACGAAAAUAGUGUCAUAAUCGUGAAAGGGUCCGUAGCGGGUCCUACUGGUGCUUUCGUCAGGAUUCAAGACGCUAUCAAAAAAGCCCCAGUUUUUUGA